Molecule: messenger RNA, 1315 nt
Organism: Diachasmimorpha longicaudata
Lineage: Eukaryota; Metazoa; Arthropoda; Insecta; Hymenoptera; Braconidae
Product: MAD2L1-binding protein-like
Exons: 3
Coding region: 302-1060 (252 amino acids)
Biological process (GO): regulation of exit from mitosis
Cellular component (GO): nucleus
Source: RefSeq, a predicted model, not a curated record
UUACCCCGAAAAGUUAUACCUGCUGGCACAAUCACUUUUUAAUUACUUCAAAAUUUUCAGUAAAUUGACCAAUAUUCAGCAAAAUUGUAAUCCUCAAUAAAUACUCAUCGGAGGAGCGAUUGGUCAUGAAUUAUCAGUUAAGCCCAUGAUUUUUUUGGGGGAAUUCCCUGGGAAACCCACUACUAACCUGUGAUGCUUCUCCAAUUACCCCAUAAAGUCCAAUGGAAACAAGAGUUUUUGCUGGAGGAAAAUUGAACAAUUUUUCUUUAUUCAAAAGGAUAAGUGGAUAAAUCCAGUGAAAAUGUUUGGGAGAGCAAAGAGCAAGGAAGUUCCGAUUCACGUGGAGCUCGAGGAACGAUUGACCAGUGAUUCGUGUGCGAAAAUCAUCACCGAGUUGAUGAAAUACAUUCUGUACCAGAAACAACAAAUUCCAUUCUCCUGUGACUCACUGGUGCAACUCCAGACGAGAUUCAAACCAAAUGACAGAAAUUAUGGCUUUACGAGGAACCUCUUCAGUGCCCUGGAGAAUAUCUCAGGAGAGUUGACUGAGCAGCUGCAUCUUGCAGGCUGCGAUGUGAAAGAGGUCGUAAUUAUCAUUGGGGCGACAACAAUAUCUCCCAAGUUUUUGGUUAGGGUGCAAAUCCCAGGGAAUAUCUUGAGUAGUCAAAGGCACAUGGAGUAUCAGCACUCGUAUAGGAAACCCCUGUUAACUUUAAUGAGGACUGUAAUCGAUUGUCAAGAGUUUCAGGAAGCCAUGACAGUCCCCCUGGGUCCCACGAACACUUUCGUGCUCCUUCAGAAGAGUGACUCGAAUUCAAAAUCCGAUUUUUUCCUCCCCAAGCCCCAGUACGCCCCCAACUCCCAGACCUUAAGUUUUAGCAUUAAACUUCAUCACAAGGAGAUCAUUGCGGACUGUCAGUGCUCUAGCCUCGUCAAGCCUUACUUUGACAAUCCCAAAGACCGGCCACAAGAUAUAUCUGACGAUAAACAGGAGAUUGUUGCACCCUACCUGUGGUAUCAGUCCAGAGAAAUCGUCAAGGGAUUCAAGUACCAGAGAUAACACUGAAUGAUCAUUGGAGUUUAUGACUGUCCUGAUAAUUGCAAUCUCACGUGAUACAUUUGUUACAUAGAAUUUUCCAAGUAUUGAAAUAUGUUAAUGUUAUCGGAGAACUAAGACUUUUCUUUAUUUUAAGAAAUAGCGAUUGAAGUUGAUUUAACAUAUUAUUUUUUUGACGAGCUGAUUGAUGCGUCUGCUUUAUGGAUAGUGUGGAUGUUGAAGGAAGUAGAAAUAAUAAAAUCUUUUCAUGAGAAAUCA